AUGCCUCCAUCUAGCGCUGAUCGCUCACUCGCACCAGAGCAAGCUGUUGCAGACGCCUCACAGCCGCUGCUGUUGCGUCUUAACCCAGCUUCUCCCACACCUUCAUACGCUUCGAACUCCAAUCUCAGCAGUCUAUCAAAUCCGAACAUCGCUAGCCAGGCAACUUCGAUCAGCAACAGCAACUCGGUCUCUGAGUGGGACGAGCCGUAUGCCAAAGCGUCCAAGUACCUCCUAGAUUUCAGACAUUGGGAAUCCAGCCACCAUGUGACCGUCUCCUUGGAGGAUUAUUCCCAGCCUUUCCGGUGCAAUCUGUCUCGACCUGACUGGUUGAGACUGUGCAACGAGUUCACCGUCCAUGACCCCGAAGAUGGGUUCCCCAGAUUUUCCAACGAUGCGUCCACAUCGAUUGCGACUAUCCAAUGCAUCUCGUCCCCAAUUGAUGAGUUGGUCACGUCUUUCAUCGGCAGCCACUUGGCUGAUCUGCUUGGAGCCAUGAAUGAAGGUACAAGAAGUCGGCGACGACGGCAAUCAAGAGUAUAA
This is a messenger RNA of Cladophialophora bantiana CBS 173.52, 540 nucleotides long. RefSeq lists its product as uncharacterized. The record is from RefSeq and is a predicted model, not a curated record. Bases 1 to 540 code for a protein of 179 amino acids. Lineage: Eukaryota; Fungi; Ascomycota; Eurotiomycetes; Chaetothyriales; Herpotrichiellaceae. The transcript is spliced from 2 exons.